AUGAAUCUACGAUUGGAAUUGACAAGGUUUUUGAACGUCUGCUUUAUACUGUCGUCGACGUUCAUGGUAUGGAAGGGACUCUCCGUGGUCACAGACUCACAUUCUCCGAUUGUCGUCGUUAUUUCUGGGUCCAUGGAGCCAGCUUUCCAAAGAGGUGACGUCUUAUUCUUAUGGAACAGAAACGAGCUCAACAAAGUCGGUGAUAUUGUGGUCUACGAACAGAAUUCCAAGAGUAUCCCAAUUGUGCACAGGGUGUUAAGAGAACAUCACUCACAGAGCUCCUCAAACAGUAAACAGCUCUUACUCACAAAGGGUGACAACAAUGCAGGUAACGAUAUCUCUUUAUACGCAGACAGAAACAUUUACUUAGAUAAACAGAAUGAUAUAGUAGGGACUGUCAAGGGUUACUUACCAAAAGUGGGUUAUAUCACUAUAUGGAUCUCUGAAAACCAAUAUGCAAAGUAUGGGCUAAUGGGACUGAUUGCUCUGAGUUCGUUGUUCUCGACGGAGUAG
Molecule: messenger RNA, 513 nt
Organism: Tetrapisispora phaffii CBS 4417
Lineage: Eukaryota; Fungi; Ascomycota; Saccharomycetes; Saccharomycetales; Saccharomycetaceae
Gene: SEC11
Product: signal peptidase complex catalytic subunit SEC11
Exons: 1
Coding region: 1-513 (170 amino acids)
Cellular component (GO): signal peptidase complex; membrane
Molecular function (GO): serine-type endopeptidase activity
Source: RefSeq, a predicted model, not a curated record